Messenger RNA from Hevea brasiliensis (rubber tree), 681 nucleotides. Its product is annotated as classical arabinogalactan protein 9-like. The transcript has 3 exons. NCBI's taxonomy places the organism in Eukaryota, Viridiplantae, Streptophyta, Magnoliopsida, Malpighiales, Euphorbiaceae. The record is from RefSeq and is a predicted model, not a curated record. The coding region runs from base 1 to 681 and encodes 226 amino acids.
AUGGGUACUCCAUCCUCAUUACCCAUAAACCCUAACCCCAGCCCUAGUCCGCCACUACCUCAGUCCCCACCACCACAAACGCCGCCAUUACCCCAAUCACCACCACCUCAGUCACCGCCCCCGCCCCCAAGCCAAAUACCACCUCUCAUUCCGCCGACUCCCCUCUCGCCGCAAUCCGAGCCGCCAAAUGAAACACCAAUUACCGACACCCAUUCCCCAGAACCAACGCCUGACCCUGUUCCUACCCAAACAAAAACAAAAGGGAAAACAAAAAAAGCCGCAGGUAGACUCAAAGAAACCCCUGUCGGAAAAAGGAAACGAGUACCCUCUGUCCCUUUCGACUUAAACUCUCCACCUCGAUCCUCUGAACCGAUUAGCAAAAGGACCGAGUCCUCCUCGCAAACCCAAAGACCUGGUCCAAACACCGAGAACCAGUCUCCCUUACAUUCUCCAAAGACUGCGUCAUCUGCAGAUACUAUAGAGGAGGUAAUUUCUCCAUUACCACAGGCUUUUAGGAAUAUGGAUAUGAAAAAGGCCUAUGAGAAAUUGCUUUCUAAAACUAUUUUGGCAAACAAGGAGUUAGACAUAGGUGCUUUGAAUGCCAUUUUUGGUUUUCGAGAUUCGAGUUUCUGGGGAAUCAUACAUAGACAGCACCAUGUUGCUGCAUAUGGAUGUUUGUGA